UGCUAAACGACAGCGAGACCCGGCAUCAUGACCUCGACAGCCACCAUCAAGGCCUUCCCUCUCCCUCCGGCCUUCACCGCGGCGGACCUCUAUUCCAUAGAUGAGCAUUCGGACGACGGCGCGGGUGCAGCGUCGAGCAAGGAGCAAGUACCACGGGUGAACCGAACGGCGAGGGCGGCGAGUCAAUCGUCGGCAUAUCCAGUGCAUCCAGGCCAGCAGAACGGACCAUCGAGAUUCCAGAAUGGCCCUCCGGAAGCCUUCCACGCGGCGUUGAAGCGACCCCAGAAGCUGGCAGGCGCUUCUUCUGCAAACAACAAUAACAAUCACAACGCAAUUCCUAGCAACAACAUGAACAAUGGCGGCCGCGGUGGUGCUGCUGCCGCUGCUGCUGCUGCUACUGGAAGCGGCAGUCACACCAACAACCCCGUCUAUAGGCCGCCGCCUCCUCUGGCUCAAGAAGGAAUCACUGGUCCGAGGAAGCGGGCAGCCUCGGUAGGGAACAGGAUGCACCUCAACACCCUCGAGACGAGCAGCUGGGUGCGCGAAAACGUCUACCUGACGUCGCCGAUUCGGUCGGCCUUCAAGAACGGGCCUGAUCGACGGCCGGACGAGCUCUUUAGUCUCCUGCCAGGAGAGGUGCUCGACUUGGUGCUCCGGUCGUUGAGGGGGUUGCACCUGGAUAAGAGCAGUGACAGCUGUGCGACGUGUAUGAUGCGAGAUCUGUGCAGCGCCGCUUUGUGCAGCCGGAGGUGGUAUAAGCACGCCCGUGCAGUCUUAUAUGAAGACAUACAGCUCGUCGGCUCAGACUCAGCCGCCCACAAGAAAAGGUUCAAGCAGAACCAGGGCAACCGCAUGGCCCUCCUCCGACGCACCCUCCGCUCCAACCCCGACAUCGCCGGCCUGGUCCGCUCGCUCAAGGUCCCGCAUCCGGAGCCGCCGCUGAACUGGUCCGCCUCCAAGGGCAUGCUGUGGCUGGAGCAGUACGAGGACCGGGUGGCCGCGCUCGUGAUGGCGUGUCCGAAGCUGGAGAGGCUGUCGGGCCCGACGCCAAACUACGACCACUCGUUCAAGAAGAUCUUCCACGCGCUGUCGACGAGGACGGCGCUCAAGGACAUGACGUGGAUCCUGGAGCCGGCGCCGGCGCCUCAGGGGCAGCAGCAGCAGCGGACGGACUCGCCGUCGAAGCAACGGGGGCAGAGCGGCCCGUCGAUGCUGGAGCCGUCCCAAGGAGACGCGUUCCUGAGCAGCCAUCGCAACUGGACGUCGCUCUCCAAGCUGUCGAUACUCUGCCAACCCGGCGCCACGCUGGCUCCUCACAGGCUCCUCUCCAAGACACUGACCUACCUCUGCAACCUCCCGCCCAACGCCUUCAACGACAACAACCUCCUCUCCCUCCCGCCGCUCAAGUCCCUCAUCCUCUCGCGCAUCGUCGGCAUCACGUCCGGCGGCCUCACCACCUUCGCCACCCGCGCCAACACCUCGCGCCUCGAGCGCCUCGAGCUCCGCCACACGCCCUUGACGUCCCUCCCGGCCCUCGCCCGCAUCUUCUCCCAUCUGCCCUCGCUCCGCGUCUUCGCCCUCGCGCAGUCCUUCCCCCCCGUCAUGCCCGAGACGGACUCCUUCGCGCUCUGGAUGAUGCCCUACCUCGCCUCGGCGUCCAUCGUCAAGCUGCACUGGGACAUCACCAGCCAUCCGGCCACCACCAAUUCCGCCGACGACAUCCUCGCCCGCAGCAUCGAGGCCGGCGGCUUCCCCGCCCUCGCCGUCCUCCGGACCCCCAACGACCCCGAGGCCCGCUUCCAAGCCCUCUGCCGCCCCGUCCACCACAUCUGCCUCCCCACUGACCGCUUCUACCGCCACAACACCCUCGUCGGCGGCACCACCACGAACCUCCCGGCCUCGGGCUCCUUCAGCGCGCCCUCGUCCCCCGUCUCCCCCAUCCACAAGUCCGCCACGACAAUGUCCCUCCCGGCAACCAUCUACGCGGCGCCCUCGUCCCCGGGGACAGACCUCCACAAGGCUCGCCUCGCCGCCCAGGCCCGCCUCGAGGCCGCCCACGACGUGCCCCGGUUCACCUUCAACGUCACCGACGACGACGGCCAGGUCGCCCAGACGUUUGGCGUGGCCGGCUUCCUCGGCACCCUGGGCAGCAAAAUCACCUACCACCUGCUUCCCGACGACGGGGCCACGGACGAACAGGGCGGCCUCGUCGACGUGAUUGAUCUCGUGGGCGACGGCGGGGAGGCGCUCGCCGGCGGGAGAGAAGGAUGCACGGGGCGCUGGAACCAGAAGGAGGGCGAGGUGGCCGAUAAGAAGGAGAAGGAGAAGUGGUGGCAUACCGAAAGGGGGAGAUGGCGACGGAUUGAAGCGUGA
Messenger RNA from Trichoderma citrinoviride, 2373 nucleotides. RefSeq lists its product as hypothetical. The record is from RefSeq and is a predicted model, not a curated record. Bases 28 to 2373 code for a protein of 781 amino acids. Lineage: Eukaryota; Fungi; Ascomycota; Sordariomycetes; Hypocreales; Hypocreaceae. The transcript is spliced from 2 exons.